Molecule: messenger RNA, 285 nt
Organism: Ophidiomyces ophidiicola
Lineage: Eukaryota; Fungi; Ascomycota; Eurotiomycetes; Onygenales; Onygenaceae
Exons: 6
Coding region: 1-285 (94 amino acids)
Molecular function (GO): fatty acyl-CoA hydrolase activity
Source: RefSeq, a predicted model, not a curated record
AUGGUUGAUCUAGGGGGUUCUCUCGCUGUUGCUUCUAGAGGCCUAUUCGCUACUGGCGUCUCCACUGAUCUCAACGUGACAUAUCUGAGCUCCGGGGGCAAGGUUGGGGAUAGGGUUCUUGCAGAGGUCACUUGUGACAAAUUCGGUAAAAAUCUAGCAUAUACGUAUAUCACGUUCACGAACUCAAAAAACGAAAUCGUAGCAAGGGGUAGCCACACAAAAUAUGUGGCCCAUGCAUUUAAGGACCCAAGAAAUGCUGUUGAAGAACUGACGCCAAAUUCCUAA